Molecule: messenger RNA, 1664 nt
Organism: Homo sapiens (human)
Lineage: Eukaryota; Metazoa; Chordata; Mammalia; Primates; Hominidae
Gene: CFAP119
Product: cilia and flagella associated protein 119
Exons: 8
Coding region: 532-1611 (359 amino acids)
Cellular component (GO): motile cilium; cytoplasm; axoneme
Source: RefSeq, a predicted model, not a curated record
GUAUUAGCAACCUGGAAGAGAGGGCGCCCAGGUGGGCACUCGCAACUUCUCACGUAUCUGCGCGUUCUCUUCGCUCCCACUGGCGUGAGCCUGCGCUUUCCGCCUUCCUUCCCUCACAAGCCCCCUUGGCAACCGUCGCCGUUGAGACGGAGGGAGACGCCCCCACGGAUUCGCCCCGCCGCGCCUCUCCGCGCGUAGAUUGGCCGGAGCGAGGCGAACGGGCCCGGCCUUGGUAGCCGCCGACCGAGCGCUGGCUGUCCUGGAACCUAGGCGGCGGGAGCCCGGGGCGCCUCGCGGCACGGAAGAGCGGCGAGAUGCUCAACCGCAAGACCAGCCACUUUUUGGGAAUGAGGGUGCAGUCGGAGCUUGAACAUCUCUCCGAGCUGCGGCGGGAAGCGGGGAAGGAUCGCAGCUCAGUGCAUGGGUCGGCCGCGCGGACGCGUGCGAGUGUGCGGACUCAGUGGACGACGGCGGCGGCGGCGAAAGCGGAUGAAGACCCCGGAGCCAACUUGUUUCCGUCCUUGAGAUGAGAUGGCAAGUUACAGCGGCUUCUCCGGCCUGCUGGAGAUUCGCUACGGGCCAGGACACCGCAGCUGCCUUCCCCAAUUCGCUUUCUUUCCGCAGCCGCCGCUGCCCCGACCCCGGAUCUGCAUGUGGAAGUACCUGGACGUCCAUUCCAUGCACCAGCUGGAGAAGACCACCAAUGCUGAGAUGAGGGAGGUGCUGGCUGAGCUGCUGGAGCUAGGGUGUCCUGAGCAGAGCCUGAGGGACGCCAUCACCCUGGACCUCUUCUGCCACGCGCUCAUUUUCUGCCGCCAGCAGGGCUUCUCACUGGAGCAGACGUCAGCGGCUUGUGCCCUGCUCCAGGAUCUUCACAAGGCUUGUAUUGCAACCCCCUUGGGCAACGUGGAGGAGUGCUACCGCUACUUCACCAGUGUCCUUUUUUGCCAUGGAGUCAGGGUCAGUUCCCCUGGAACAUUCUGGAAACUUUACCCAUCCCCAGACAAGGUCUCACCCAGUCUCUCUCACAUUCAUCACCCUUAUCUUCUUGUGAAGACCCCAGUGGGCUCUCCUUGCUCCUGUUGCUGGGCUUUUGGAGGCAAAGCCAGGGCUCCGGAAGGUAGUCAGGGUUCUAAUUCCGAGUCACCACCACAGCGGCCUCCUUUCAGCAUCGACCUCUUCAAAGAGGAACAGCUGCUGGCCUUGGAAGACUACGUGGUCAACACUUACUUCCGCCACUUCAAGCUCUAUAAAUACGUCUUCACACCCCAGGUGCGGCUGGAUCUGUCUUUGACUUACAUGGGGCUACAGCCACCCAAACUGUGGCCAGAGAGUGAGACGGAGAAAGAAGAAAGCAAGGAGAUGGAGGAGCAGGCAGUUACCCCGCAGAAAGAGGAACUAGAGACAGUGGCCCCACCAGAGCCAGAGCCAAGCCACAUCCACGUCCUCCGAGCCUACAUCAAGACCCAAGUGAACAAAGAGCUGGAGCAGCUCCAGGGGCUGGUGGAGGAGCGGCUCAAGGCCAGCGAGGAAAGGCUCAGCAGCAAGUUGACUGCACUAGAGCGGCCCUUCCAGCUACCUCCGGGUAAAGGCAAGAGCAAGACCAAGUGACCCCCAACAUUUUCCCCAAUAAAGGUCUGGGCCAGAAUGGCACCAUCCCUGCA